Gasterosteus aculeatus aculeatus (three-spined stickleback) is the source of this 4121-nucleotide messenger RNA. The record is from RefSeq and is a predicted model, not a curated record. NCBI's taxonomy places the organism in Eukaryota, Metazoa, Chordata, Actinopteri, Perciformes, Gasterosteidae.
AGUAAUCCGAUUGGACAGAUAGACGCUUUCACGGCAGUUCAGCACUGCUGCCUGUGUGUGGCAACCGGGGUAAACUGGACAACUGGGGGAAAUGCGAGAUUGCGGAGAGUACCAUGUUACGCUUUUAAAGAAUCGCCAACGUAUUCGAGUCGGGAGGCAGGUUUUUGGAAUUAUUUUCUUCUUCAUUUUGGGAUUAACCAGCCACGAAAGGAGCGCAUCCCUCUGAGGUUCGCGGCGGAGAAUAAAGUAGUUUAAUCGAGCCUCGACCGCACCACAUUUUCUCCCAACUGCUCCCCCGGUCAGAGAGAGAGAGAGCGCGCGCGCGAUAGAGAGAGAGAGAGAGGAUGCUUGUCGAGAUCCGCGUCCACCACGCUUACAUUAAAAGGGAUUAAGCGCAUGAAUUAUAGCCUACUUUGUUUUUUUCUUCUUUUGAUUCUGGAACAAAAGUCGGAGUGACUGUUAAGACGCACGCACAGAGUUAAUUUCCCAGUCCCCCCCCUCCCUCCCACGCCCCCCCCCCCCCCGGUGCCUGCUGAGACCGGUGUGGCUGUGAGCACAUUUCAACCGUUUUGCCAAAGGACGCGCACGCUGGAGAGAUAAACAAAGGAUACAUUUCAAGAUGUAUCCACAGGGCCGACAUCCGGCUCCACAUCAGCCCGGUCAGCCUGGCUUCAAAUUCACUGUAGCCGAGUCUUGUGACAGGAUUAAAGAUGAAUUUCAGUUCCUGCAAGCACAGUAUCACAGUCUUAAGGUGGAGUACGACAAACUGGCCAAUGAGAAGACGGAGAUGCAGCGCCACUAUGUCAUGUAUUAUGAGAUGUCCUACGGGCUGAACAUAGAGAUGCACAAACAGACGGAGAUUGCCAAGCGGCUCAACGCAAUUUUAGCUCAAAUUAUGCCUUUCCUGUCACAAGAGCACCAGCAGCAGGUUGCUCAGGCAGUGGAGCGGGCUAAGCAGGUGACUAUGACUGAGCUGAAUGCUAUCAUCGGGGUACGUGGACUUCCCAAUCUGCCUCUCACCCAGCAGCAGGCUGCCUACCCGGCUCUCAUGCAGCAACAGCUUCAGGCACAGCACCUCUCCCAUGCCGCUCACGGGCCUCCCGUCCAGCUGCCGCCGCACCCUUCAGGCCUCCAGCCGCCCGGCAUCCCGCCGGUGGCGGGCUCCGGGUCAGGUCUGCUGGCGCUGGGUGCCCUCGGCAGCCAGGCCCACCUCCCAGUGAAGGAUGAGAAGAACCACCAUGAUCUCGAACACAGAGAGAACACGAAUAACUCGGUAUCCCCGUCUGAAAGCUUACGCACGGCCAGUGAGAAGCACCGCAGCUCCUCCGACUACAGUCUGGACUCGAAGAAACGCAAAGUGGAGGAGAAGGACAGUCUGAGCAGAUAUGACAGUGACGGAGAGAAAAGCGAUGACCUGGUGGUGGACGUGUCUAAUGAGGACCCCGCCACUCCGAGAGCAAGCCCCACCCACUCACCUCCCGAAAAUGGCAUUGAUAAGCCCCGCCCUCAAAAAAAGGACACACCCAACAGCCCCGCGUCAGUGGCGUCCUCUGGGAGCACACCGUCAUCCAAGGCCAAGGAGCUCAGUCAUAACGACAAAUCCUCCACGCCUGUUCUCAAGUCCAACACCCCCACCCCCCGCAACGAUGCCCCCACCCCUGGCACCAGCUCCACCCCUGGGCUUAGACCCAUCCUGGGCAAACCACCAGGCAUGGAGGCUCUAGCAGCACCCGCUUUGCGUACCCCCCUGUCCAUCGCUGGCUCCUACCCUACCCCCUUUGCCAUGAUGGGCCAUCAUGAGAUGAAUGGAGGCCUAACCAGUCCUGGUGUGUACGCUGGCCUGCACAUCUCCCCUCAGAUGAGCGCUGCAGCAGCUGCAGCCUAUGGACGCUCGCCCAUGGGCUUUGAUCCACACACCCACAUGCGAGCUCCAGGCCUUCCAGCCAGCCUCACAUCAAUUUCGGGGGGGAAACCGGCUUAUUCCUUCCACGUCAGUGCAGACGGUCAGAUGCAGCCCGUGCCCUUCCCGCCGGAUGCCCUGAUCGGCCCGGGCAUCCCACGCCACGCCCGCCAGAUCAACACGCUGAGCCACGGCGAGGUGGUUUGCGCCGUUACCAUUAGCAACCCGACACGUCACGUCUACACUGGUGGCAAAGGCUGUGUCAAAAUCUGGGACAUCAGCCAACCUGGUAGCAAGAGUCCCGUGUCCCAACUCGACUGUCUGAACAGGGAUAACUACAUCCGCUCCUGUAAGCUGCUGCCUGAUGGCCGCACAUUGAUCGUUGGAGGCGAAGCCAGCACGUUGACCAUCUGGGAUCUGGCCUCCCAGACGCCGCGCAUCAAGGCGGAGCUGACCUCCUCGGCCCCGGCGUGCUACGCCUUGGCCAUCAGCCCUGACGCCAAAGUCUGCUUCUCCUGCUGCAGCGAUGGAAACAUCGCCGUUUGGGACCUGCACAACCAGACUCUCGUUAGGCAGUUUCAGGGUCACACGGAUGGUGCCAGCUGUAUUGACAUAUCGCAUGAUGGCACUAAGCUUUGGACGGGCGGUCUUGAUAACACUGUGCGCUCCUGGGAUCUGAGGGAGGGUCGGCAGCUGCAGCAGCAUGACUUCACCUCGCAGAUCUUCUCCUUGGGCUACUGUCCAACUGGAGAGUGGCUGGCUGUGGGCAUGGAGAGCAGCAAUGUGGAGGUGCUCCACCACUCGAAGCCUGACAAGUAUCAGCUACACCUGCACGAGAGCUGUGUGCUCUCCCUCAAGUUCGCCUACUGUGGUAAAUGGUUCGUAAGCACUGGGAAGGACAAUCUUUUGAAUGCUUGGAGGACUCCUUAUGGCGCCAGCAUAUUCCAGUCCAAGGAAUCCUCAUCUGUCCUGAGCUGUGACAUCUCUACAGACGACAAGUAUAUUGUGACAGGCUCUGGUGACAAGAAGGCCACUGUAUAUGAAGUCAUCUACUAGAACAGGCUGCGUUGGCUCGGAGCACGCUGGUGCUCAGGAACACUAGACCCCCUCCUCCAUCUACCUUCCCUCAAACAGACCGCAUGGAUGUUGCCUGCAGCCCCGGGGUGGAUGGGCAGGAAGUUUGGCAGUGCCAGACUGAAGCGGACGUUGGCGCGUUGUGGCCCGUGGACGCUGCGACCUUCUCAUUCAUACAACAAAGACUUGUACAGCCGGUGCAGUUCCCCAAGGCACUCCGAAGAAAAUAAUGUCUCGCUCUUUUAUUGUUUGUUGGAUAUUUCUUUUUUUUUUUUUUUUUAAUGUGGAGAUUAAGUUCAGUGACACAACUAGAAGCAGCGCUUCGCUCUGGACCUUCUCCUUGGAGGUCCUGUGAAAAGUGUACAUAAUGGAGUAAUAAAAGGCCUUUUAUAGAUUUAUAUUUUGGUGUCCAGUUACGCUUGUGAUGGUUCUUUCUUGUGCUCUCCGUGGUUUUCUGUCCCCUCUAGGGAUGGAAAUUAGAUUAGGACUUUGUAAGAGGAUAUUCUAUUUCAGUUUUUUUUCCUCCUCUGCUUUUUUUUCCAUGUUCUGUGUCCAGAAUGACCUUUUUGGAAAUCUAAUUUGGAUUUUUUUGACAUCGGCAUUUUUCUCGGCUAUUUGCUGAAAUACAGACGUUUGUCUCAUGGAUCCUAACAGUGGCAGAUUCUGCAAAGACCCUUUUUCUUUUUUUUUACAACUCGAAAAGAAGAAAAUCGUGGUUUCCAGUGACGAAAUUCAACUCGAUAAUGAAGACCUGUCACUGAACACUGUCUGCUUUCAGUGACAUUCAAUGGACAACAAGAAGCAGCUGUGACUCGAGUUCAGUCUGUUGACUUGAGUGUAUGUAUCUUAAUUUAUCCACUCAGCAAAGUUGAAUCAUCAGUCUAAGAGUUAAUUAUUGCCUCUCUCGUGUGACUCCCUGUGUGACAGGACCUACAUGCUUACUCAUGACGGUGGCAGUCAAAGCCAUUACCACAUGUGAUGCUCUGUUUGCUUUCUUCAGUAUUUCAUAAUGUUCAGCUUCUCAUAGACAGGAAUGGUCUCUGCGUAAGCACACCGACUGUAUAGCAUACGCGUGUCAUUGUCCCUAAGGAUUGUACAGUUGACAGUUGUUGAUAACUCAAUAAACUGUUUUUAUAUAUAAACACAA